CAUCCCUUGAUCCUCCACAGCGAGAUCACUACCAGCAAGCUGGUUGCUUGCCAUAUUUGUGGACUGCUGCUUGUUUCUGGCCCAACUUACUUUUGCUCAAAAUGCAGUAUCCGCUUUCACAAAGCCUGCGCCGAGCUGCCACAAGAGAUAUUGAAACCCGACCGCCAUCAUCACCCACUCUUCCUUUAUCCCCAUGCCCCGCUUCAACCUUUCUGCAAUACCUGCAAAAAUCAAUGCUCGCGGUUCGUUUACAGCUGUGUUGAGUGUGAUUUCAAUCUCCAUGUAAUGUGUCUAGCAUCUUCACAUCGCAAGCACAACUUCAUCAUAUUUCGGACUAUAAUUAACUUCAAAUGCCUGCUAUGUGGUUGGUGGGGACAUGGUUUUCCAUGGUUUUGUAGCAUCUGCCAUCUUUUGGCUCAUGAGAAUUGCGCUGAAUUGCCCCCAUCUCUCUUGGUUGUUGGACACGACUGUCCUCUCACUUUCACAUACUCUCACCCUUUUGAGGAUCACAGUAAGUUAGCUUGUGCAAUCUGCAGAAAGAAGGUUGAACCACAGUUCGCAGCAUACAGCUGCUCCGAAUGCAGCUAUGUCGUUCAUUUGAAUUGUGCUGGGAAAAAGUACAUGCGGGGACAGACUAAAAGGGACAGUCUAAAAAUCAAUCCUUUAGGGGAUGAAGCGCCAGCAUCGAAUAAUUCUUCAAAGAAAACGUUUGAAGAAGUGGGUUCGGUUGAGAUUCUGCAUUCAAAUUGUGAACAGGACUUAAUCCUCUGCAAAGAAGAGGGUGACAUUGAUAAACAAUGCCGCAGAUGUAUGCAACGCUUCUCGGUCGCUAAACCAUCACACUCUUACAGUUGUGUUAAGUGUGGUUUCUUUCUUCACAAAGACUGCGCUGAUUUGCCAGUUACAAAGAGGCACCCGCUCCAUAAACAUCCUUUAACUCUCAUCACUACCCAAGAUGUGGCAUUCCAGUGCCAUGCUUGCCUGCAGUUCUGCCAUGGUCAUGCCUACCACUGUGAAGAAUGUCUGUACACGCUCGACAUUCGCUGUGUUCUGAUUGAAACCAGGAAACUCAAGCAUCCGAGCCACCAGCAUUUGCUGUCUCUUGCACAAAACCACGAGGAUAAAAUAUGUAGUGGCUGUGGCGAGAGCAACCAGGCGGUGUUCGAAUGUGACGAUGGCUGCAACAACUUCUCCUUGGACUACAGAUGCGCAACUCUUCCACAGAAAGCAAGAUGCCGAUUCGAUGGUGGUUUGAUGGAUCUGAGUUUCUCCGUGGAAGAUGAAACAGGGGAAUAUUACUGUGAUGUAUGCGAAGAAGAGAGGAACCCAAAGGUGUGUUUUUAUUACUGCAAGACGUGCCGUUUAGCUGCCCACCCUGAAUGCAUCCUUGGGGAGUAUCCAUGGCUCAAGUAUGGAUCAUAUGAAACUCACAAGCAUUUGUUGAGUCUUGUGGCAGAGCGGAAGAGGGAUUACUCUGAUUGUGAGCACUGUGGGAAACCUUGUGCCGGUAACUUGGCCUAUGAAUGUCGCCGCUGCAAGUUCAACGUCCACGCUAUUGGGCGCUGUUACCACGACCAGAUAAUCAAACGAAAACUAAGUUUCAAGCUCAAGUGAUCAAUUUUAUCGCUGUGUCAGCAUUAUUCUUUAUUAUCUUUCCCACAAUUGCAGCUCUUGCUUCCGACUUGAAAGUUACGCCAAGAAAGAAGAACAAGAAGAAAGGAAUCGAACCCCGGAAAGUAGAAACAUUGAAAUUUGUUUGGUGGGUAGGUAAUGUGGGGCCUCUAGCUUCUCUCUGUCCCGUCCAAACCCAUCUUUGCACUCCUUCUGUACUGUGUUCGUUGACAUUUAUUACUAAUCCAAGUUAAUAAUCCCAA
Messenger RNA from Cucurbita maxima (winter squash), 1874 nucleotides. RefSeq lists its product as uncharacterized. NCBI's taxonomy places the organism in Eukaryota, Viridiplantae, Streptophyta, Magnoliopsida, Cucurbitales, Cucurbitaceae. The annotation marks the transcript as partial. The record is from RefSeq and is a predicted model, not a curated record. The transcript has 2 exons.